UCCGUCGGAGAUCUCCUCGCUUCGUCCAUUGCCACCAGCUGAAAUACCUGAUACAGAACAUUGUCAAAUUGAACCUUUGACAUGUCUGGACGCUGCUGAAGUGAUCCAUUCGAGCGCUGUAUAUCGAGGACAAUGAUAACUCGAAUCCUUCUGGCCUCUUGUCUGUGGACCUCAAGCUUGGCAGCUUCGAUCGUCAGCCGAGAUCAAUUGGUCCUGUCUACUAUAGAAACGAAGCAUCGUCCGCUGGUGAUCUGGCAUGGUCUAGGGGAUACUGCUUUGUCCGAUGGUAUCUCUGAGUUUAUAGACGAUAUCAAGACGCUUUAUCCAGGUAUCUAUGUCCAUAGUGUACAGGUACCGGAAGGAGGUACGCCCGAUGAGGAGAAGAAGGCGGGUUUCUACGGUAAUGCGACGGAGCAAGGUGAAUCGGGAUGUGAACAAUUAGCCAAUAUCCCAGAAUUGUCCAACGGCUUCGAUGCCAUGGGCUUCUCCCAAGGAGGUCUCUUCCUUCGAUAUUACGCUCAAUACUGUAAUGACCCACCGAUCAAGAAUCUCAUCACGUUCGGGACACCGCACUACGGCAUCGCAGCUUUGAUCCCUUGUCCCACACCGCCCAGUCUGACAUGCUUGCUCGCAGCGAGGGCGGCACGUGCUGGAAUCUACUCUACAUGGGCCCAGUCUCACCUCGUACAAGCCGCUUAUUUUAGAGAUCCAGCGAGAUUUGACGAAUUUCUAUCGACAAAUACCUUCUUGCGGAACUUGAACGGAGAAGGCAGGUUGGUAGAUGGUUCAGGACAAGUCGGUCAAGGUGGACAAGGGUUGUCUCACUUGGAAAACUUUAUCCCGGUCAUGUUUGAUGCAGAUCGUACCGUUUCGCCUGCUCAAUCCGCUCAUUUCUGGACAUACGAUUUCGACGACAAGACAUUACUCGUACCGAUAGAAAAGCAAAAGCUCUACACUCAAGAUUGGAUCGGUCUCAAAUCUCUUGAUGAAGCUGGCAAGCUGCACCUUGAGCAUUGUCCCGGCGAACAUAUGGACCUGGGAACAGGCGAUUGCGCCAUGAACCUGGUCAAGAAAUGGGUUGGAGACAUGUAGCCCGGUGGCGAAGUCACACUCAGCACGUUGUAUUAUCAUGU
Kockovaella imperatae is the source of this 1133-nucleotide messenger RNA. Its product is annotated as palmitoyl-protein thioesterase. The record is from RefSeq and is a predicted model, not a curated record. Lineage: Eukaryota; Fungi; Basidiomycota; Tremellomycetes; Tremellales; Cuniculitremaceae. Gene Ontology annotation, molecular function: palmitoyl hydrolase activity; thiolester hydrolase activity. Gene Ontology annotation, cellular component: lysosome. The transcript is spliced from 5 exons. The coding region runs from base 133 to 1092 and encodes 319 amino acids.